Penicillium atrosanguineum is the source of this 2175-nucleotide messenger RNA. Its product is annotated as putative C6 transcription factor. The transcript has 4 exons. The record is from RefSeq and is a predicted model, not a curated record. NCBI's taxonomy places the organism in Eukaryota, Fungi, Ascomycota, Eurotiomycetes, Eurotiales, Aspergillaceae. Bases 1 to 2175 code for a protein of 724 amino acids. Gene Ontology annotation, biological process: DNA-templated transcription; positive regulation of transcription by RNA polymerase II. Gene Ontology annotation, molecular function: DNA-binding transcription factor activity, RNA polymerase II-specific; zinc ion binding; sequence-specific DNA binding.
AUGUACGGGCUUGCACAUAGCCCGGCGUCGUCCAGACAGACCAGUCCGGCGUCGAAGGACUACAAUCCCCGCAAACGCGGGAGAACGGCGUGCACCCGCUGCAAAACGAGAAAACAAAGAUGCGACAACGAAUAUCCAACUUGCUCCAACUGUCAGAAGGCGGGGGUCACGUGCGACAAGUCGAGCGUGCGAGAAGAUGGUGACCGCGAGAACGAUUACACACGCGCUCUUGAAGAACGGGUGGCGUUUCUCGAGGGGAAACUGGGCCACGAGUCGAUCACUGGCCAGAAUGUCGGGAACGUCGGGGGCUCAGUCUGGUCACCCCAAGGAGGCCAAGCAACGCCUCGAGCAGCUUCCGGCCUUGAAACCAACCCAGUGGGCGAUAUUGUAGGUCUCCUUGCACUGAGCUCAUCUGAAGCCCCUGCCUAUGUUGGCUCAAGCUCUGGCCUCUCCCUAGCCGCCAAUCUGGGCGAAAUGGUCCAAACCAGUGUAUGGAACCAGUUCAUCUCCAGGAUGCAAGAACAGCAGGCUGCAUCAUAUGCUGGACAAAUUCAGAAUCCUCCUGGGGGACCGCCUGGGAUACCGAGGCCUGAAAGCUGUGCGCGUAUUCGAGAUCGCCCUAAGAGAAUGGAAGAGCUUUUGCCUGCCAAUCUAGAGCCUCCAUCCAAUGAGAUGGGAUCAAGAAUACUUGAUACAUAUUUCCAGCGCUUACACUCUCGGUACCCGUUUUUGGACCGCCGGCAAAUGUGGCGCAUUCACGAGGAGAGAGGGAGGCUGUACAAGACUAAGCGUGAAGAGCUCUCGCAAUCUGAUCGAUUUGCUAUCUUCAAGCUAAAUAUGGUCUAUGCCAUUGGUGCUACUAUGCUUAAAUUGAGCGAAAACGAGAAAUAUUCAUAUACUGCGCCUGAGCGAUACUACACAUCCGCACUGCAAUAUGUACCAACAAUGUGCGAUGCUCGUUCUGUUGAGAAUAUCGAGGCAAUGGUACUUCUGGUGGUAUAUCACCUUCGCACAGCCUCCAGUCACGGAAUGUGGUACAUGAUCGGAUUAGCCAUGCGAACUGCAAUCGAUCUUGGUCUCCACCGCAAGGCGAACGAGAUCAACCUGGACCCAUUCACUACUCAAAUUCGAAGGCGAUUAUUCUGGGUAGUCUACUACCUCGAACGAGUUGUAUCAAUGUCCCUUGGUCGUCCAUUCAGCAUCUCCGAUCGUCACAUUGACCUCGACUUACCACUAGACGUGGACGACGACACUUUAGACCCGGCCCUUCUCACAAACCCCCAACCGCAUAGCAAGCCAACAUCCUUAACCUUCGCAAUUUAUCUUUUCAGACUCCGCCGCAUCGACUCCCGUAUCCAACAUAAAAUCUACCGCGCCGACCGGCCCCUCUCAUCCCUUCGCCCAAAGAUGGACCCUCUCUACCUCGAACUUGAAGAAUGGAAAGAAUCAGCCCUCCUCCGCUUCGCCGGUUCAGACCUCGACUACCCAAUGCUCCACUACAACCGCGCCGUUAGACUCCUAAUCCAACCGUUCCUCCCCCUUCUUCCAAUAACAGACCCAUACUACCACAUCUGUCUCCGCGCCGCCGGCGAAAUUUGCCAAACUCACAAACGCCUUCACCAAACUUUAGAAUACGGCCACUCCUUCCUUGCCGUUCAAACCAUCUUCAUGGCCGGUAUCACCCUCCUCUACGCCCUCUGGACCCACACAGACCAAGUCUGGUCCGUCCGAAUGUCAAACGACAUCCGCGCCUGCUCAACAGUUCUCUUCGUGAUGGGCGAGCGCGCAGCAUGGGUAAAAAAGUACCGCGACGCAUUCGAACUCCUAGUCAACGCCGCAAUGGAAAAGCUCCAAGGCAACGAAACAGCCCGCAACGCAAAUAUGGCCGAAUUAAUGACCGCGCAGCAUGGAGGCGUCUCGCUAAACACAGCCGUGCCGGGGAUGUCAGCGGGUGAAAAAUUCCCGCCUGCGGAUCCGACGGGACUCGCGCCGGAGGGGACUACGCAGUAUCCGGCUGAUGAGGCGGAUCAUGCGGUUAGAAUGGCGUUGCAGCUUGCGCCGUGGAUUGAUCAGGAUCAGAGUGAUCCGUUAUGGAUGCCUGACUUUGAGACCUUGGAGAAUCUUUCGGGAAAUUUUUGGAGUCAUGCUGAUACGACCCUGUUUGAUGCUUUGUAA